Verticillium alfalfae VaMs.102 is the source of this 3486-nucleotide messenger RNA. RefSeq lists its product as hypothetical. Lineage: Eukaryota; Fungi; Ascomycota; Sordariomycetes; Glomerellales; Plectosphaerellaceae. The record is from RefSeq and is a predicted model, not a curated record. Bases 1 to 3486 code for a protein of 1161 amino acids. The transcript is spliced from 4 exons.
AUGAGAAUCCGAGAUUUCCUUGUUGUGACAGCAGCCCUGACGCCUAGUGUGUCUGCGGAUUGGCAGUUUCGAUCACGACCAGACCUCACCCCACCUCGUCUCAACAUCACCGUCUCAGCAGCUCCUGCCCUUGUCGAGAAGGGCCUCAUCUUUGUUGCGCCAUAUCCAGGCUUCACGCCGACCAGCCAUGGCCCCAUUCAACCGGCACCGUACAUUUUUCGCGACGACGGGGAGCUCGUGUGGUCAGGCAUUGGACACAUUGCCGGCUGGGCCGCGAACUUUCGUCCCGACACGGUGGAUGGGUCCACGGUGCUUCGCGCGUUUCAAGGGCAAAUGUCGGCCCAGCUUGGCAUCAUGCAUGGCCAUCACCUCAUUCUGAACGAAAAUGUCGACAAGGACGACGAAGGAAACUACCUCGUCUCAGCACGCAACUAUGCAGCUCUUUUCAAGGUCAGUGGUGCUACCGGCAAAGUCAUCUGGCAACUUGGCGGCCUGCACGGCAGCUCAUCUUUCGACGUUGACCCUGCCGCUCGCUUCGCCUAUCAGCAUGACGCCAGAUUCUUGAAUCGAUCCUCUGAUGGGGCAAUUGAAUAUCUUUCUCUCUUCGACAACUCGGCCCACUCACCGACAAUCAAGAUCAACCCCUUCUCACGGGGCCGCAUCCUGCAGCUCAACCACACAGAAGGGACUGUCAAGGCAGCAGCUACGUAUCCGGCACCAGACCAACUUUCGGCUCAGACGCAGGGCAACACGCAAGUCUUGCCCAACAGCAACGUUUUCGUCAACUGGGGGCAGGCAGGUGCUAUCACAGAGUUUGCUGCUGAUGGGACCGUUCUGUUCCAUGCGUACCUCGAUUCAGAGCCCGGGGGUAACAGCGUGCAAAGCUACCGUGGUUACAAGCUUCCUUGGACCGGGAGGCCUAUCGAAGAACCAGCAGUUGUAGCCCUGGGAAGCGAGGCUUCCGACGACGUGGAUAUCUAUGUUUCCUGGAAUGGUGACACUCAGACUACACUUUGGCGUUUUUAUGCAGAGGAGCUCAGGGGAGACGUUACGCGUAAGCGCUUCUUGGGAGACUCCAACCGUCACGGAUUCGAGACGCACAUCAAGGUGAAGACGUUCUCUUCAGGAGAAGACUACAGGAUCGUUGCCGAGGCCGUUGACGAGAACGAACAUAGAGUUUACCGCAGCGAGAUGAACAUGAAUUAUUCGACUACCCCCCUGCUUGCUACUCGCAAAGAGGCAAGCGAUUCCGCCAAGCUUGCUUGGCAGAACCAGCACGGUGACCAAUCCAAGCCCUUGAGGAUAUGCCUUGGCCACACGAGACUGUUAUCAUUUUGGUUCUUGGUUUUGAUUUCAAGUAGCGCGGGGGCAGGCAGCGGCUCGUCAUCUGCCACCUUUCUCAAACCCGAACAUAGCACCACCACACAGGCACUCCUCAGGCUUCCAUUGCCCGAUGAGACUAUGACUCAGAGAGAAGCAUUUUACCACAAUAUGUAUCCCACCGAAUUUGAAAACUCGAGAGAGCAGGUGGACAUACCGCGCGACUUGUAUGGGCAGCCGUUGCGUGGUACGCUACGGUACUGCUUGCCUCUCAAAUACGGCUCAUCUUUUCUCGCCUUGCACCACGCGCCCGCUGCUCACUGGAGUGGCCCCGGCCCCGGAAACCCCGGCCGUCAAAUCUACAGCGUCUGUCGCACCCUGGGCGACCGCGCUUGUUGCUGCUCUGGAUGCGCGCCGCAGAACUGCUGGGGCUCGACGGUCGUGCGCGCCUCGUACCAAGAUGACGAGAAAUUCGAGCGCGCCGUGGCUGCUAUCCGUCGUCUGGCGCUCGUCACUGUCGACUAUGACGAGUCCCUACCUCGAGGUGAAGAGGCUUCACCUUGCGUCAAGCGGGCGAAACUCGCAGCAGAGCCUGAGGAGGAGCUUGAUGAAGGUCGCGUGUUGGCUGACAGAACCAAUGAAAUGAACUGGUUGCAGCUUGUCAACGACGUGCAAGCCCGGCAGUCUGACCCGACAGAGGCACUCACAACGGACCAGAUUGUCAGCGAGGAAUUCAAGUACCGGUUCCAUACCACGGUCAUCCAGGACAAGGACCUGCUCGAUCAUGCAGAACCCGAAAAAGCUGAGGAGUACUUCCAGGCCAAAGGCUGGGAGGAGCGCGAGUCGGGCGCUCGCUCGGCUUUCUUCAUGUACCUCGACGAUGAGACGAUUGACCACUUAGCCGGCGCUCCCGACGAUCAGGCACUCGCUAGGAUGACCAUCGAUGAGCGCUGCCGCAUUGCAUGGAACUACUGGGUCAAGAUUGUGGAGCCGAUGGCCCCGGAAAUUGAGGACGAUGAGAGCGGUGAUGAGGACAGGGAGGCGUUCUUGGAAGUCGAGGACAGCCAGGGACGCAGGAGCCGAAAGAGACGCAUCCGUCUCCUCUGUCUCCUCUCACUUUAUCUGGCUUCGAAGGACUACUCGUUCGAUGAGAUUCCCAAUGAAGGAGCCGACUGCACACGGUAUGCGAACCCUCAGGACGAGACGAAGGCUUGGUGCUUCGUCUCGGGCAUAUCAUGCGAGACGCCGCCCAUGAUUCACGGCUGGCUCACUGAGAUAUACGGCUACAAGGAGAGGAAAACUUUGCCGCAAACCCCGUACAGGCCUGAAACGCCAGCUUUUCUUGAGGAUCUUCGCAUCUGGAGAGAGAACCGCACCAGGAAAAAGGCUGAGGCCGCGCUGACCAGACCGCCUGCUCCCGAGUCGUCCUUUGCUGUCUUUCGCCAUCUGCUGCAGCCGCAUUGGGAGAGAACAGGCCCCUUGAAGCCAGGCCUAAGGAUUCGGCAAUAUUUUGCAACAAUGAAUGACAAUUUUGUCUACUGUGCCGACUGCAAGCCACAAAACUGCUGGGGCUCGACCAUCGUGCGAGCCACGUACAGAGAGGGCAACGAUGCGCGCUUCAAACGGGCCGUCGCGGCCAUCCGCCGGCUGACACUCGUCUCGGUAGACCAUGACGAUGAAGCACCACACCUGGAUUCUCCUGAUGAGAAUGUGCCUGUACCUCGACGAAGACUGGUUCGCGAAAACGAAGUGGACCAGCAGACCCUCGAGACUCACUGGCGAGAAGCCGCCCGUGAGAUCCGGCAGCGGGGCCCGCCCAGAUUUCUGAAGACGGAUCAGAUACUGAGCGAAGAGUUCAGUGACGAUGAACUUGAUACGAUGACGCUCGAAGAAAGGUGUCGCAUCGCUUCUCGUGAUUGGGUUAAGGUUGUUAGCCCCUUGGCCGAGGAUCUCGGCAAGACUGAGGACGACACGAAGCAAGCAGCUGGUAGGAGGAGAAUUCGCCUGAUUAAUAUUCUUCCAGUCUAUAUGAGGCUUUUGGCUGUCACCGGACUAGAGGAAGUCAAGUUGGAGGAGGUUGCUCGUGAGGAUGAGACCGAGGGCCUCGCCAAACAGUGGUGUCUGAUCGAGGGCUAUGAUGCUCUUCUAGAAGAGGACAUUGCUUAA